CGGAGGGAAGAGGUGUGGGUGGGGUUGGAGGCCAUCAGCCCCGGAUGAGUCAGUCUCCGCUCUGCCGUGCUCACCUUGGGCCAGGCCCCUGGCCCCAACAUGGCCCGUCGCUCCCAGAGCAGCUCGCAGGGGGACAACCCAUUGGCACCUGGGUACCUGCCACCCCACUACAAAGAAUACUACCGCCUGGCGGUGGAUGCGCUGACUGAGGGCGGGCCAGAAGCCUACAACCGCUUCUUAGCAUCUGAGGGGGCGCCUGACUUCCUGUGCCCUGAGGAGCUGGAACAUGUGACCCGCCACCUGCAGCCCCCGCAGUAUGUGGCCCGGGAGCCCCCCGAAGGCAGCCCUCCUGAUGUGGACAUGGAUGGUUCCUCAGGAACCUACUGGCCAGUGAACUCAGACCAGGCUGUGCCUGAGCUGGACCUGGGCUGGCCCCUGACCUUUGGCUUCCAAGGCACGGAGGUCACCACACUGGUACAGCCACCGCCACCCGACAGCCCCAGCAUCAAAGAUGAAGCUCGGAGGAUGAUCCGCUCUGCCCAGCAGGUGGUAGCCGUGGUGAUGGACAUGUUCACCGAUGUGGAUCUGCUCAGCGAAGUGUUAGAGGCUGCGGCCAGGCGAGUCCCGGUCUACAUUCUGCUGGAUGAAAUGAACGCUCAGCACUUCUUGGACAUGGCAGACAAGUGUCGUGUCAACCUGCACCACGUGGAUUUCCUGCGCGUGCGCACAGUGGCAGGACCUACCUAUUACUGCCGCACUGGGAAGUCCUUCAAGGGCCAUCUGAAGGAGAAGUUCUUGCUGGUGGACUGUGCUGUAGUGAUGAGCGGAAGUUAUAGCUUCAUGUGGUCCUUCGAGAAAAUCCACCGCAGCCUGGCUCAUGUGUUCCAGGGAGAGCUGGUCUCCAGCUUCGACGAGGAGUUCCGCAUCCUCUUCGCACAGUCAGAGCCCCUGGUGCCCUCGGCUGGGGUGCUAGCCCGCAUGGAUGCCUAUGCUCUUGCGCCGUACUCCGGGGCCGGGCCCCUGGUGGGCGUCCCCGGGGUUGGAGCACCAACACCUUUUUCCUUCCCUAAGCGGGCGCACCUCCUAUUCCCACCGCCCCGGGAAGAAGGCCUGGGCUUCCCCUCUUUCCUAGACCCGGACCGCCACUUCCUGUCAGCCUUCCGCCGCGAGGAGCUGCAGCGCAUGCCUGGGGGUGCAUUGGAGCCCCACUCAGGGCUCCGGCCACUGGCGCGUCCGGCUGAGGCUGGACCCAUUGGAGAGCUCGCAGGCCCCCGGGGCUUCUUCCAGGCGCGGCACUUGGAGAUGGACGCCUUCAAGCGGCACAGCUACACCGCGGCCGACGGAGGUGGAGCCGUGGAGAACUUUGCCGCUGCGCGGCAGGUGUCACGACAGACAUUCCUCAGCCACGGUGAUGACUUCCGUUUCCAGACCAGCCACUUCCAGCGUGACCAGCUCUACCAGCAGCAGCAUUACCAGUGGGACCCACAGUUUGCACCCGCGCGCCCGCAGGGCCUCUUCGAGAAGCUUCGUGGAGGCCGACCUGGCUUUGCGGACCCUGAUGACUUUGCACUAGGUGCGGGGCCCCGCUUCCCAGAACUCGGUGCUGAUGUACACCAGCGGCUGGAAUAUGUGCCAUCCAGCGCAUCUCGGGAAGUACGCCACGGCUCGGAUCCCGCCUUUGGGACCAGCCCACGUGGUAUGGAGCCCAAUGGGGCCUCGCGCCCCAACCUGGGCCAGCGUUUUCCGUGCCAAGCAUCCAUGAGGCAAGGCCUGGACACCACUCCAGAGAUGGAGCCUGAGCGCAGGGGUGGACCCGAGGGCCGGGCCGGGCUCCGUCACUGGCGCCUUGCUUCCUACCUGAGCGGCUGCCACGGUGAUGGUGGGGAGGAGGGUCUGCCGAUGGAAGCUGAGGCCUAUGAAGAUGAAGUGCUGGCUCCUGGAGGCCGGGACCUGCUCCCCUCCGCCUUCCGCGCUCCUGUACCCUUCCCAGCCAAGGGACCAAAGCCAGGCUCGGGAAGCGGUGGUGGCGACAGCUCAGAGAGAGAGGGCGCAGAAGAGACAGGCCUGGCCAAGCAGGACUCCUUCCGCUCCCGCUUGAACCCGCUCAUCCAGCGCAGCUCCAGGCUGCGCUCAUCACUCAUCUUUGCCUCACAGGCCGAGGGUGCUGGUGGGACCACAGCAGCCACCACAGAAAAAGUACAGAUGCUACACAAAGAGCAGACUGUCAGUGAAACCGUGGGGCCCGGUGGAGAGGCCGUUCGUUCCAGCGCCUCGGCAAAAGUGGCGGAGCUACUGGAGAAAUACAAGGGCCCUGCCCGGGACCCUGGGGGCGCAGGGGGUCCCAUCACUGCCUCCAGCCACAGCAAGGCGGUAGUGGCCCAGUCCUGGCGGGAGGAGGUGGUAGGGCCCGGAGGAGCGGGAACUGAGCGCCGCAGCCUUGAGAGCUGCUUGCUUGACCUGCGGGACUCCUUCGCACAGCAGUUGCAUCAGGAGGCAGAGCGACACCCAGGAGCGGCAUCGCUGACCGCUGCGCAGCUGCUGGACACACUGGGCAGCACAGACCGCCUGCCUUCGCGCUUCCUCUCUGCCCAGGGUCGCUCCUUGUCGCCACAAGGGCGAGAUAGCCCUCCACUAGAAGGGCAGGGAACGCACCAGUUGCCUUAUUCUGAGCCAAAAGGGAGCCCCACCGCAGCUUACCCUGAGCGCAAGGGGAGCCCCACGUCUGGAUUUCCCAAUCGGAGGGGCAGCCCAACCACUGGGUUGAUUGAGCAGAAAGGGAGUCCCACUUCAGCCUACCCAGACCGCAGGGGCAGUCCAGUGCCCCUACCUGAGCGCAGGGGCAGCCCGGUGCCCCCAGUGCCCGAGCGCAGGGGCAGUCCAGUGCCCCCUGUCCCUGAGCGUAGAGGCAGUCUCACCUUCGCCGGGGAGUCUUCGAAGACUGGGCCUACGGAUGAGGUGGCCGGCGGCCCCAUGGAAGUCCUGCGAAAGGGCUCCCUCCGCCUCAGGCAGUUGCUGAGCCCCAAGAAUGAGCGGCGUGGGGAGGAUGAGGGCGGCUUGCCAGCUCCACAGGAAAAUGGGCAGCCCGAGAGCCCCCGGCGGCCCUCGCUGGGCCGGGGUGACAGCGCAGAGGCUGCUGCAGACGAGAGAAGCCCCAAGGUUCGCCUGACUUCGGCCACCGCCAAUGCCUUAUACAGCAGCAACCUGCGAGAUGACACGAAGGCCAUUCUGGAGCAAAUCAGUGCCCAUGGCCAGAAGCACCGCGGGGUCCCUGCCCCAGGCCCGGCUCACAGCAGUCCUGAGCUAGGUCGCCCGACAACUGCAGGGGACUUGGCCCCAGACAUGUCCGACAAGGACAAGUGUUCGGCCAUCUUCCGCUCAGACAGCCUAGGGACACAAGGCCGACUCAGCCGCACGCUGCCGGCCAGCGCAGAGGAGCGUGACCGGCUCCUUCGCCGCAUGGAGAGCAUGCGCAAAGAGAAGCGUGUCUACAGUCGCUUCGAGGUCUUCUGCAAAAAGGAGGAAGCCGGCAGCACCGGCACAGGAGACAACCAGGCAGAGGAGGACACCAGGGACAGUAAAAUGGGCAAGUUUGUUCCCAAGAUUCUGGGGACAUUCAAAAGCAAAAAAUGAGUCCUCCGGUCCUGGAGGCCAGGACUCUGCAUCACUGCCAUACAGCACUCACGGGACCCGUCUGGUACUGAUGGAGUGGUGACUGCCAGGCUGGUGUCAAAGCCGUUUGGGGCCUGGCUGACAACCACCCGAACUGAGCUCCACUUGAAUCCACCUGACAGCACACUGCCUCUCUCUCAGCUUCUGCUCCCUAGGAGCUCGGCCCCUCGGCCCAGUGCAUUUUCUCAUCACCCCCCCUCACCUCAGCCUCCACCAUCUCCUGGGCUCAGGUCCACUUUGGGGCUUAAUUCACCUCAGGGAUCCACAUCUCUGCCUUAUUCGCCAAUUUUUCAAGGACUCAACACUUUACGCCUCGGUUGCCUCUUAGAGCCUUUUAGCUCAGGGUUUUUUCUCAGGGUGUGCAUUUCCCUCACAAGCUCCUGGGUCCACUGCCUUCCUCUGGAGACAGCCUCCCUCCAUCCCCUGACCUCCAUCUCUCUCUCUCUCUGGAACUCACCUUCCCUGCCUCCACUCUGCCUCCUCACUGCCUCCUAGCACUUUCUUGGCAUCUGUCCUCUUGCUGUGGGGAGGGCAGGGAUGCUAGACAGGGCAGGCCACCGGGGAGUCGUUGCCAAGCACCUGCGGGGUCUGCCUUAAGUCGCGUCUGCCUUCUCCAGCAAGCCUCUGGCUAGCACCUGAAGAGGAGCCAGAGUGGGCAGCACUGGACUUCGCAGUACAAUAAAGCAGUCUGGACAGACUUUCUGCUA
Molecule: messenger RNA, 4376 nt
Organism: Peromyscus maniculatus bairdii (prairie deer mouse)
Lineage: Eukaryota; Metazoa; Chordata; Mammalia; Rodentia; Cricetidae
Gene: Sack1h
Product: family with sequence similarity 83 member H
Biological process (GO): intermediate filament cytoskeleton organization; signal transduction; protein localization to cytoskeleton
Cellular component (GO): keratin filament
Molecular function (GO): keratin filament binding; protein kinase binding
Source: RefSeq, a predicted model, not a curated record